This is a messenger RNA of Sphaeroforma arctica JP610, 1396 nucleotides long. RefSeq lists its product as hypothetical. Bases 254 to 832 code for a protein of 192 amino acids. Gene Ontology annotation, biological process: cobalamin metabolic process. Lineage: Eukaryota; Ichthyosporea; Ichthyophonida. The record is from RefSeq and is a predicted model, not a curated record. The transcript is spliced from 5 exons.
CUUUAACUGUUCAGUACAUUCAACAAAUUUAUACCUUGAAAGGUUACACAGCCACAGCUGGACACAGGAAGAUUUCGCGCUCGCUGUUUAAGAAGUGUCUACAAUCUAUGUUCUAGUUGUUUUACCGCUAGUGACUCACGUAGUGUACUUUCGAACAUUCGAAACGCUUGUACGAAACACUGAAGGAUAAUCACCUGUGUACGAAACACUGAAGGAUAAUCACCUUUGUACGAAACACUGAAGGAUAAUCACCAUGCAUCCACCAAUUGGGUUAAUCAGCUCCACUAUGCAGCCGAUUAUAGGAGAACAGCAACCAGUCAAGAGGAAGUCGCACAUUGUAACAGAAGAAAAGUUUUACGCAAAUGGCAUAGAAUAUUCUGUACAUGAUGCACCCCAACGAAUGCGAAAGGAGAUGCCAAAUGUUUUUCCUGGUGUGGAUUUCAAAGGCUUACUUAUCAUCCCAACGUUCCAGCGAACGGAUUUAGAUUUGACAUCCAUAGGCCCAGCCAUUGAAGAGGUGAAAGACGAUUGUUUAGAAAAGUUUCAUCGCUGGGGAAGUGCGGUCUGCAACGCGAUAGUGGAAAGAGGUUACUGGGCAGAUUUGGCAGAUCCGGCCACAGGAUAUCCAAUGUUAGGCGAGCCCGGUACCAGCUUCUACCCAGAGGUCAUUGGAGCUCAAACAUUGCUAGGAUACGAUAUGAUACUGACUGGCUGUUGUCAGAUGUUAUGCCAUCCAUUGUAUGGAACGAAAGUAUAUCCGGCAUCAAUGUUCACCACUGCCCCCAGGGAUGUCCUGGCGGAAUGUUUUGCUCAAUGUACUGAUGCCGCAUAGCUACUGUUAUGCGACGUUUGGGAACCUGAGGAAUUGAAUCGGGUCAUGGUAGAACAUGGACCGAUAGUGAAAUGCUGUGUCACGAGGAAGAAGAAAAAAAAAGUUAGUGACAUGCACGCGUGAGCCUUCGCGCUGCCAGCAGCAUCAGUAUCUGCAGCAUCGGCAAUUUGCCCCUAUCAUGAUCAUCGCUCGUGCAGGAUACACCAUUACUAUAUUUCUAGAAAAUAACCAAAUCUAUAUCCGGUGACGAUUGACUAUUUGGAACUAGUUUUCCUGUAAUUGCGUGAGUAUAGAGAUACGUCGUUAUCUGAUGCUCUCGAGAACAACGAAGUUUGAGAAACGCAUGUAUGCAUCUCGAGAACGAAGCACGUAUACCUGCGACCAUAGCAUAUUUCUGGAAUAUACAGAUGUAGUACAUCGCAGAUGACUACAGCCAAUAUGAUUUCUGAAAAUCUACCACUGCGUCACCACUGUGAUGGCAUAUCAGUGAAUUAAAAUCACAAGAACAAUUUCUAUUAUAUAGAGCUUUGUUAGUAGUAAACCUCGUUGGAUUUGAGAAACUGG